This is a messenger RNA of Plasmodium vivax (malaria parasite P. vivax), 809 nucleotides long. RefSeq lists its product as hypothetical. Bases 285 to 509 code for a protein of 74 amino acids. The transcript has 3 exons. The record is from RefSeq and is a predicted model, not a curated record. Lineage: Eukaryota; Apicomplexa; Aconoidasida; Haemosporida; Plasmodiidae.
CGGCGGGCAGUAAAAAAGUGAGAAAAAGAAAAUGUAGCAUCCCGUGAAGGCAAGCGCCACACAAUAGUAACAACUCGAAAAGGGUUAAGCAAAAACAUUUGUGAAGCGGUUAACGGAAAAGGAAAAAAUAAGGAAAAACAAUUUAGUGCAUCGGUUGAACUUUCCAGCUUAAGCUAUUUCCCCCAAUCUACAUACAAUUCUGUGGGGAGGUAUUUCUUUUUUUUUUUUUUCCUUUUUUGACAAGUUAAAAUUUGUGCAUAGCUGAGGGUGAACCAAUUGCGAACAUGGCAGAAAAUGAGGCCGCUAAGGAAAGAUCCCCCAUGGGGAACUUAAAAAGGAGCCUAACAAUGACCUUGUAUUUCAUCGGGAUUUCCACCGCGUCGUGGUUCAUAUGUACGACGAAACGGAGGAAGGAGUGGGCUGACAUAAUGCUGGACUACGUUCAUCACAAGAGGUGUUCCUUCCUGUCCAACUCGUGGGAGCACUUUUUGAGGAGACUCAAGUCAUGACGAAUUUUAGUAGCCGCCUGUAAAUUUGUUCUUUUCCAGCGGCGGCAAUGUGCAUAUUGGGCGGGCGUUUAAAGGGAGGACCGUUAGUUGUUCAUUUUUUGCAUUUUUUUGCAUUUCCUCCAUUUUAUCUUCUCCAUUUUAAGAUUUUUUUUUUUUUUUUUUUGUUUUUUUUUGCACUCCCCAUUUGGUGACCAUCUGGGGGGGGAUAAAAGACCGCACAUUUCACUCGCACAGCAUUGCAUUUGCUGACCGGGAUACUCACCUUUUACAAAACCGCUAAUGGUUCAUCCAAUUAGGAAC